AUGAACGGUGAAGCAUUUUAUGGAUAUGAUACCUUGGGGCACAUUGAAAAAUUUCAUGAUCAACAUAUAGGUUACGGCACAAAGAUCUGCGGCGUUUUGUUUUCUUUGGACAUUUACAACCAUUUCUCUCUCAUGCACAACUUUGCCAAAGCUCCAAAACUCUCGUCUCAUGCCAAAGCGCAUAAGGCCAUCCAGUUAAAGCCCAUAGCUCAACAAUCCGAUGUGGCCACUCUGACACGCUCCGCGGGGAGGUCCCUGGAGUCGAGUCAAGGACCGCACGACGAGAAACGCAUGGACGUGAUCGUCGCAGAUGAAAGAAACACAACGUUUGUGGUGAUAUACUGA
This is a messenger RNA of Colletotrichum lupini, 345 nucleotides long. RefSeq lists its product as uncharacterized. The record is from RefSeq and is a predicted model, not a curated record. Lineage: Eukaryota; Fungi; Ascomycota; Sordariomycetes; Glomerellales; Glomerellaceae. The transcript has 3 exons. The coding region runs from base 1 to 345 and encodes 114 amino acids.